CCUAACCGAGGGAGAGGCAGGAUUAUGCAGGGCCUUGUCUGGCGACUUGUGUAUGGGCCAUGUUACUGUGCCAGGCAUGGAGCCGGGAUCACUCAAACUCUCUCCAUCCCUGCAGGAACGACACCAAGGAGGAUGUUUUUGUGCACCAGACAGCCAUCAAAAGGAACAACCCUCGGAAGUUCCUGCGCAGCGUCGGCGAUGGGGAGACUGUGGAAUUCGAUGUUGUGGAAGGAGAGAAGGGCGCCGAGGCGGCCAACGUCACCGGCCCGGGCGGCGUGCCGGUGAAAGGCAGCCGCUACGCCCCCAACCGCCGGCGUUUCCGCAGAUUCAUCCCCAGGCCCCGGCAGACCCAGCUGCCGCCGCAGGACGCCACCAGGGUGGAAGGGGCCGCCCAGCCGGUCAGCGAGGGGGAGAGAGCCGACGACGCCAUGCAGCAGCCGCCUCGCAGGAGGCGCCCUCUGCCAUUCUUCUUCCGCCGGAGAUUUCUGCGUGGGCCCCGGCCUCCAGUCCAGCAGCAAGCUCAGCCGGUGCAGGGCACGGAAGGCGCAGAACCUAAAGAUGCCACCCAGCCAGAGGGAGACCAGCAACCGCCAGCCCAGGCUGGGGAGAGAGCUCCAGCCCCUCGCUUCCGGCCCAGAUACCGCAGACCCUUCCGCCCCCGCCCACCACAACAACCGACCACUGAAGGAGGCGACGGUGAGACCAAAGUGGUGCAAGGCCCGGCAGAUGGCAUCCGUCCCGAACCCCAGCGCCAGCGUAACCGGCCCUACUUCCAGCGCAGACGGCAGCAAACAGCUGGCACCCGGCCGGCGGCAGCAGAGCCGACCGUUACCGCCUCCAAAGACCAGCCUGCUCUGAGCUCCGCCGCUGGGGGGGACACCCCUGCUGCCAGCACCCCGGCCACCGCUCAGGAACCAGCGGUGGAAGCCAGCAAACCGGCUGCCCCCGCUCCGGAGGGUCCCUCCCAGCCACUACCUGAGAUCCAGCGACAGCUUGUGGAUACUUCAACACCCGAGCCUGGGGGGGACCCUGCUCCAGCCCUGCUGGCGUAAUAGUGAGGGGAUGCAGAGAGC
Messenger RNA from Gopherus flavomarginatus (Mexican gopher tortoise), 1073 nucleotides. RefSeq names its product Y-box binding protein 2 (gene YBX2). The record is from RefSeq and is a predicted model, not a curated record. Gene Ontology annotation, biological process: regulation of gene expression. Gene Ontology annotation, molecular function: nucleic acid binding. Gene Ontology annotation, cellular component: nucleus. Lineage: Eukaryota; Metazoa; Chordata; Testudines; Testudinidae.